This is a messenger RNA of Cylindrotheca closterium, 1482 nucleotides long. Lineage: Eukaryota; Bacillariophyta; Bacillariophyceae; Bacillariales; Bacillariaceae. The record is from the annotation of a GenBank genome assembly.
AUGAGAUUGACCCUAGCAGCAGCGUUCUUGGCACAGGCUUUACCAACGUUGGUUGUUGUCGCAUCAUCGUCGGAUCCGACAGUCGGCGGUGCGACGAGGACAAGCACCCACCGUUCCUUUCCUACAAAGAAAUCGCUUCCUUCCGACAUCAAAACAAUAUUUAAGAAUGCUUCUGCCGUGAAAGAAGUGCAGCCAUUGAAGAACAAUCAUCAUAUUGAAGAAUCGUCCAGAACAUCAGAGCAUUCGUCGUCGUCGUCAGAGACAAUCGAUGUGGACGUUGGCAUUCUGGGAUUUGGAUACCAAGAAUAUGGACUGCAAGAUUUGUCGUCGACCAUUGAACUGGUAAAGAAGCGACAAAGAUAUUAUGAUGAUUUGCUCUUCCCUUCCCCAUCCGCAUGCGAUCCCAGCAGUGACUAUGCCAGCAAGGCAAACUGCGACUGCAGUGAAUUCGAUUUCGACAAUCGAAAGGGAACAUUUUCUUGCACAUCUCACACCGAAUUGUGUUUGGAAGAUGAUCUAUGUGGCUCGGAAGUAAUCACCAAUUCCAUUUAUGAGGACGGGACUGCUCGAUCCGAUCACUGCUAUCACUUUGACAAUGGAGUAGACGAGAAUAGCAACUCGGAAGUGUGUUAUUCGCAAUUUCUUUCAAUUUCAGACCACAAAGAAAGCUGCGGCAUUUUUGUCAAUGGUGAAGUGUGCAACAGCUGCCAGCCACAAGAAACAGAUUGCCAUGAUUUUGAUUGUACCAACACAGAUGCCAACAUUGCUGGAACAAAUUGCGAAGGGGGUCAUGACGACGUGCUCUUUGGUUUGUUAUUGUUGCAACAAAAAGAGUCAAUCCAGAAAAUUGUGGAUCCGUCGACGCUAUUUCCAUCACCAUCAGUCUGUGAUAGACAGAAUCCCGCUUUUGAUAGAUACAAUUGUGAUUGCAGCAAUUUUGAUUUGGACACAAUGCAGGGUUCGUUCGGUUGCAUUACAGAGGAAAACUUUUGUCUGGGAGAUGAUAAUGACUUUUGUGGCUACAAUACAAUUACAAAUACAAUAACUGAAGACGGGGAUGUGCAUACGCAUUUUUGCUAUUACAUUGAUGAUGAUGAUGAACCGGAUUCCAUUGAUGUCUGUUACUCAUCGUAUGGCGACAGCGACGCUUGCUCAAUAAACGUGCAAGGAGUCGAAUGCAACAGCUGUCAAGUGGUCAAUGGAUUCAUCAACGCUGAGGGAAAUAUCGAAGACAGGUGCACUCAAUUUGACUGUUCCAACACCAUUGCUGGAAUUGAAGGUAUGGACUGCAAAGGUGAUCAUAUUUUCGAUGCCAUCAUCAAGAAGCAGGGGAAAGGAUCGACAAUGUCAUCAACAGAUUCGGCUACGGAGGCACCAACGCAAGCAAAGAUUCUAAAGUCGAGAGUUUUGGCUUCUGGUUUCCUCUUAAAAGUGGAAGCAAACAGUACCAGUACCUCCGAGCCACUUUCUGGGCCAGUUUGA